Aedes aegypti (yellow fever mosquito) is the source of this 2592-nucleotide messenger RNA. Its product is annotated as protocadherin Fat 3. The coding region runs from base 82 to 2538 and encodes 818 amino acids. Gene Ontology annotation, biological process: homophilic cell-cell adhesion. Lineage: Eukaryota; Metazoa; Arthropoda; Insecta; Diptera; Culicidae. Gene Ontology annotation, cellular component: plasma membrane. Gene Ontology annotation, molecular function: calcium ion binding. The transcript is spliced from 4 exons. The record is from RefSeq and is a predicted model, not a curated record.
UUCUCUAGGACUUCACUUCACAGUCAGUUGUGAAUGAGAAUCGAUUAGCUUCAUUCGUAUUUGCUUUUUUACUCGGGCAAUAUGAUGACUUUUUGCAGAUGUCUUGUUCUGGGCAUUUGCUGCUUUCUGGUGACCCAAGUAUCAUCCCAAGAUUGCCAAUCGGAUACGUACGACUUCCACCGUUACUACAAUGAAUCACAUUACCUGAACCUGACCACGAGGCCCAAUGAGUUGAUUGCCAAAUUUACCGUCAGCAAUGUCCGUGCGGCAAGCACCUCGAACGACUACCUCAACGUAACAGUCGAAGGUGAUCAGCUCAUUUUCUCCACUACCGAGAAAUUCGCGAACUACGAAAAGUUGGAAGUGGUACUCCGUAUGCAUUUGGAGAUAACGUAUAGCUGUACGUCAGGAACGUUUGUCGGAAGUUAUUAUCAGAAUCUCCUGGAGGCAAAUAAUCAUGCUCCGAAGUUUUCGCGGAAUCUGUACGACGUGACGGUGCCGCUGCCCUUGCCAAAAAAUUUCGACCUGAGUCCGUUCAUCGACGAUGGAAAGGGAAUUACAGCGAUAGACUACGAUCUGGUUAAUAAUACUGUUGAUUUCACGAUUGGUGAGAAUAAGUACGUGAAGGUUGAGUCGCUGCAGAUUGGUGAUAAAGAAUUUAGAGCUGUUUUACGGCUGAAGGAGCAGGUGCUGAAGCUUCCGGAAGUGGUUGAACUGAAUUUGGUGGGGACGGAUCGUGGGGUUCCGGCGAAGAACUCUUCCGCAAAAGUGGUGAUUAAUUUGGAUUCAACCAUAGAGUAUAAUGAACCGCCGGCGUUCAAGAAGACGUUCAUUACUGAGGAUUUCAAUGCUGAAGUGGGAAUUACGAUUGUGGUUGAGUUGAUUCCAGGAACUGUACAUGAAGAAGUGGAAUAUACACUAGUGGGUGAGGAUGUGAUGUUUUUCCGGAUGAGUAUUCAAGAAGAUAAGAGUAGGGCAACGGUGGUGGUGAACAAAGAACUUCAGUUGCCCAAAGAUAAGUUCUUUCUGAACGUGGUGGUGGAGGCGAAGCGAACUGAGCUGCAGAAGGCCGAGUGCGUGAUUUUGGUAGAUUUAAAGAGAUCUGGGUCCAGUGCAUCAAACGUUACUGCAGUGGAAAACACUUUGAGUGUGCUUCACCUGGAGGAAGAGCGUAUUCAUGAGCAGGUGUUUCCUAGCAGAGUGCAUGACUGUACAUAUGAAAUUAUCCACGAAUUACCCAAUCGCACCGAGAAAGUCUUCAGUGUAGACGAAUCUACCGGAUGGAUAGUGUCAUCCAAAUUUGAUAGGGAAGAUACCGAUUUGUUUGCAAGCGUUGAUCCUCCUCAGUUUCAAAUUGUGUUACAACUAAGGUGUCCAAGUUCUGCAGGUUCGACGAUUCUACCUCCGGUCUUCGUCGAUAAUAUUCCAUAUUCCAUCGAUACAACAUAUCUCAACGUGAUUGUCGAUGACAUCAACGAUCAUUCGCCAGAAUUCACGUACCCUUCGCAGGAUGAAGUUUUUGCAUUUCCCGUUGCACGGCUGUCGGAACAGUUGUUACCUUCCAAGUUGUUGCAGGUCGUAGCACAUGAUCUAGAUGCCGGCCUGAAUGCUAUUGUACGAUACACUAUUGAUGACAAUGACCACUUCGGUGUCGAUCCAAAAUCUGGCGUUGUCUACCCUCUGAAGAAUGCUCUUGUUGACGAAGAACCUGUCGAACUGGAGAUCAUCGCUACUGAUCGAGACGGUGCAGAGGAUGGCAAUGUUGCAAAGUUGAAAAUUCGAGUGGUACCAGCCCUUCCGUAUCAGAUGUCGUUUUUACAAAUGGAGAAUGUUAACGAAGAUCAACUGGCAGACAAACUUGAAACUAUCGAAUCCUUGACUUCGCUCGUUAUUCGCACUAUUACUGGGGGCUACACGUCAUUAGGUGGAUCAACGAAGAAGCAAAGAUCAUCAAAUACAGUUCAACGGUUGAUCGUAGCUGCGUUUGACGAACAGUGGGAACUUAUUUCUUCUGAAGAGUUUGCCAAGAAAAUGGAGCCUUUCGUUGACGUAUCGGUAACAGAUUUGGAAGAACCAAGCUUGCCAAACAAACAGCCCAAUACCCACGGAGAAGACGAGUGUACCGUGUAUCCUUACAUCAUAGUGAUGUCGGUUUUCAUAGUAAUGUUUGUCGCCUCCAGUGCACUAUGCGCUUACUUUUGGUUCAAGUGGCGUAUGCUGGAAACCUCUUCUCAAUCGCAGGAUCAAAGCAUUCACUCGGAUAAUGAACUGUUCGAAAACCCGUACCAUAAUGCGGGAUCUACGCCACCUGCGAAGCGAAGGGGUCUUGAUGGUGUAACCGUAGAUUAUACCACCGACAGUGUCUCCCGGUCUAACCGGUUGGUUAGAUCUCUGUCUGAUAUGAUGAUCAUUGAUGAAGAUGAUGAAAAUGGCGAGACCAACGAUGCUCCGUCCGGGAAUCCUCCCACCAACGAAGCUCGCGAACGGAGGAAAUCAAUACGAUUCAGCGAAGAUGUCGAGCGGAUUGAAGUUUUAUAGCGUUAGUACUGAACAAAGAUUUUAUUAAUAAAAAUGUACUUGUGAUAUAAUAAA